ACAUGAAAUCUGCAGUUUCAUAAUUUCCGUGGGUCGGGCCGGGCCGGCCAGGCGCUGGGCACAGCAAUGGCCACCACUGGGGCCCUAGGCAACUACUACGUGGACUCGUUCCUGCUGGGCGCCGAUGCCUCGGACGAGCUGAGCGCUGGCCGCUACGCGCCGGGGGCCCUGGGCCAGCCCCCCAGGCAGGCGGCGGCGCUGGCCGAGCACCCCGACUUCAGCCCGUGCAGCUUCCAGUCCAAGGCGGCGGUGUUCGGCACCUCGUGGAACCCGGUGCACGCGGCGGGGGCCAACGCCGUGCCCACUGCGGUGUAUCACCACCAUCACCACCACCCCUACGUGCACCCCCAGGCGCCCGUGGCGGCGGCAGCGCCAGACGGCAGGUACAUGCGCUCCUGGCUGGAGCCCACGCCCGGUGCGCUCUCCUUCGCGGGCUUGCCCUCCAGCCGGCCUUACGGCAUUAAACCUGAACCGCUGUCGGCCAGAAGGGGUGACUGUCCCACGCUUGACACUCACACUUUGUCCCUGACUGACUAUGCUUGUGGUUCUCCUCCAGUUGAUAGAGAAAAACAACCCAGCGAAGGCGCCUUCUCGGAAAACAAUGCUGAGAAUGAGAGCAGCGGAGACAAGCCCCCCAUCGAUCCCAGUAAGUGUCUCCUCCAUUCAAACCUGCCGCCGCCUCCAUGCCGGCCACCCGGAUCUGCCGGCCCGCCAGCUUUCUCUCGAGCCUGCCUUCGCCUCGCCGGGAGCCUCCUGAGUAGAGGCCGGGAGCCAGAAGCUGGUGUCUGGGACGCCUCGGAUGGGGCCCCAAGCUCGGAGAGCAGUGACGAGCGGGCCCGCAGGGCUGGGGGGAGAGAAGGAAGCUGCUGCGGCGAGAGGGGCGGGGCGGGCACUUCGGGCCGAGGCAAGACCGACCACCCAUCUCCUUGGCUGCCCCGGCCCAGGACAGAGAUAACCCGGCGGCCAACUGGCUUCACGCACGCUCCACGCGGAAGAAGCGCUGCCCCUAUACAAAACACCAGACGCUGGAACUGGAAAAAGAGUUUCUGUUCAACAUGUACCUCACCAGGGACCGCAGGUACGAAGUGGCCCGGCUGCUCAACCUCACGGAGAGGCAGGUCAAGAUCUGGUUCCAGAACCGCAGGAUGAAAAUGAAGAAAAUCAACAAGGACCGAGCAAAAGACGAGUGAUGCCACUCGGGUUUAUUUAGAAAAGAGAGCGAAGUAAAGAGAGAAAGAACUGUGCGUCCCCUUCUCCCUUCUCUCACCCCCACCCCAGCCUCCACCAUCCGGGCACAAAGCGCCUCUAAACCCCAGGCUACAUCUCCCCCCCCCCCAGGCAAACCCUGCUCAGGCUGGCUGGCAGGCCUGCCGCUUUGAUGGAGGAGGUAUUGUAAGCUUUCCAUUUUCUAAAAGACAAAAAAUUUAAAAGUAGGGGGGCAUUAGCGGUGAUAGCUGUGUGUGCUAGCUUGUAUAUAUUUUUUAAAAAAUCUACCUGUUCCUGACUUAAAACAAAAGGAAAAAAAACUACCUUUUUAUAAUGCACAAUGUUGACGGCAGGCUGUAUAGUUUUUAGUCUGUGUAGUUAAUUUAAUUUGCUCUUUGUGUGGCAGAUUGCUCUGCCAAGAUACUUGAAUACUGUGUUUUAUUGUGGUAAUUAUGUUUUGUGACUCAAACUUCUGUGUACUGGGUGACGCACCCGUUGUGAUUGUGGAAGCUAGAAUUCAAUUUGAACUCAGGUUGUUUAUGAGGGGGAAAAACAGUUGCAUAGAGUAUAGCUCUGUAGUGGAAUACGUCUUCUGUAUAACUAGGCUGUUAACCUAUGAUUGUAAACUAGCUGUAAGGAUUUCCCAGUGAAAUAAAAUGUUUUUAAAAAAGUGUUCUCGGGGAUGCAUAGAUUCAUGGUUUUCUUCACUUUUGAAAUGUGGGCAUUUUAGUCUCUACACGAUCUAAAGUCCUGUCUUGUCCAUUGUAUAUAAAAUCUAUAUGUUAAAGAAAAGUACAUAAUCAGACGAAUUUGCAUAUUGUUUUUGCACCAAACAGUGAGGAAAUUCGGAGCUAUACAUAUGUGCAGAAGAUUACUACCUAUGGUUUAUGCUUAAUUUUAACCGGGGAAAAACGAAUGCUAUUGUAACGGAGUUAAUUUUAUUGCUAAUAAAUUAUACACUAUGAAACCGCCAUUGGGCUACUGUAGAUUUGUAUCCUUGGUGAAUCUGGGGUUUCCAUCGGGCUGAACAUACCCUGUAUAUUUUGCAAUAGUUACCUCAAGGCCUACUGACCAAAUUGUUAUGUUGAGUGAUAUUUAACUUUUUGCCAAAUAAAAGUAUAUUAAUUCUUUU
Messenger RNA from Microcebus murinus (gray mouse lemur), 2338 nucleotides. The record is from RefSeq and is a predicted model, not a curated record. NCBI's taxonomy places the organism in Eukaryota, Metazoa, Chordata, Mammalia, Primates, Cheirogaleidae.